UCAAAAUCAAAGCCCAUAUACACCUGAUCAAAGUCAACCUACUGACCUAAGUGCCGGGUGGGGUGGCUAGUACUUCAAUGAUACCCUGUACUCGGUUUGUGGCAGUCUUUUUCUGCCAUAGGGUACUGGUACCGUGCAACAUCAAAACGAUUUGCAGAAGUUUCAUCUACGGAGUUUUUGGACAACGAGUCGACAUUUACAGACAUUGCGGAUCACGACACCAACAUUUCAAUCGAAAAAUGGAAGUUGAUCAGCCAUCAUCUAGUAGUUCCAUUCCUGCCAAGAAACGUUUUGAGGUGAAAAAAUGGAAUGCCGUUGCCCUUUGGGCUUGGGAUAUUGUGGUCGACAACUGUGCUAUCUGUAGGAAUCAUAUUAUGGAUUUAUGUAUUGAAUGUCAAGCUAACCAGACAUCAGCGACUUCGGAUGAGUGUACAGUUGCCUGGGGUGUCUGCAAUCAUGCUUUUCAUUUCCAUUGUAUUUCUCGUUGGCUGAAAACUAGACAGGUUUGUCCGCUUGAUAAUCGGGAAUGGGAAUUUCAAAAGUAUGGGAGAUAAACUGAUUUGAUAUUUGCUGUUCCUUCCUAUUCAUACCUUUGUUCAGUGAGCGUUUUAUGCCUUUUUAAUGCUAUAUUGUUAUGGAUGUCAUUCCAUGUACAAUAUCAUUAUUCCACUAAACUUAGAAGAAAGAGGGUUUGUGAAACAUUACAGAACUCUCCAUUGUACACAUUUUAUAAACUUAAAAUAUUAUAACUUGUGAUCUCGUGUUAAUUUCUUUUCUCUGUACUCAAUUCUUUUUGGUGUGUGGGCCAUAUGGGAUCCGGCAUUUAAUGCUUAUUAGCAGUGAAGCUAUGCUCUAUUUUUACCACUCUGUGUAGAAUAAAAAAAAUUUGUCCGUUA
Styela clava is the source of this 896-nucleotide messenger RNA. Its product is annotated as E3 ubiquitin-protein ligase RBX1. Gene Ontology annotation, molecular function: zinc ion binding. The record is from RefSeq and is a predicted model, not a curated record. Lineage: Eukaryota; Metazoa; Chordata; Ascidiacea; Stolidobranchia; Styelidae.